AUGGCAACGCCGGAGCCGACAUCAGAUUUAGGAGAGAAUGGCGCCGAAAGCAAAACCGGAAGCUCUCCGUCAUCGAAUGAUCAGGGAUUCCCGACUGAGACAGUCAUGAAAUAUCUGACUCUUGGAUACGGUUCUGCGUGGAGCUUCUCCAAAUCACCAUCUCCUGGAGAGCCAGCCGAAUCGACGGGGAACACUACACAGCAAGCGGGCGAUGCGAUGAAUACGGCUCGAUCACCUCCACCCAAUGAGCUUCGAAAUGACUCAAGAAACCGAACUUCAGGCCGUUUCAUCUUGGGUCCUCGCGACGACUUGGAUACUCUUGAUGAUCUAGAAGAAGAGAGCCCAGCACCCGGUUCGGAUAAUGGCAAGCCAAAGAGCCGGAUAGUGCACAGGUUCCUCCAUACUCACUCUUCAGAUGGAACACCCAAGAAACUCCAAGCAAUCAUUUACGUGAACCAACCAUUCGUCUUCACAUUCCUCUUCGACCCAGCAACCUCUUCCCUAUCCUCCCCGUCCCUCUACUCAAGCAUCCACCACCAACUGGGCCCUCUCCAAAAACCCCUCCUAGUAUCGACCUCGCCCACAACAGCCUCAAUCCGCAUCUCGCAGUCCGACACCUCAGACCCCAACAAACGCUUCUCAACCCGCACUCACCCAGUCCACGACUUUGUCUACGACCCCUCAACCCUAACAAUCCGCUCCUCAAUACCCAACAUCCCAACCCUGCCCUCCAUCAGCCUCAAACCAACCCGCACCCCAUCACCAUCUCCCUCCCCUUCCACCUCAACUCCGAAACCCGCACCUUCCUGGUCCCGCAUCGAAAGCCUCGCAAUCCACCACCGCCUCCUAACAACAUACAUCGACACCCGCUCCAGACCCCUAGAGUUAGAAAGAACCUGCAAGACAAAUCGCGGGUGGUGGAUCGUCUGGAUGCGGAUCCCUUCGACUCCCACGCUUUCAAAAGCAUCAUUAAGUGCAACGCUCUCCGAAGCCGAAAGUGGAGCCUCAGUUUCAACUUCACCUGUCCCGCCACAAGAAGCCUUCCUUGUCCGGAAAGCGAGUGACUAUAUCGCUGCUGGUCAUGGACGGGUCAGUAGUGGAGCGCGCUUCUUUCGGGAUCUGGGCGGUGCGUCGUCGAAGUCGGGGUCAAGGGCUUCGGAGACGCCUUUGAAGUUGGUUGAGGGGAUUGGUAUGGAUGCGAGGAGGUAUAUUGAGGGGUUGCUGAAGUUGAAUGGGUAA
Molecule: messenger RNA, 1239 nt
Organism: Penicillium argentinense
Lineage: Eukaryota; Fungi; Ascomycota; Eurotiomycetes; Eurotiales; Aspergillaceae
Exons: 2
Coding region: 1-1239 (412 amino acids)
Biological process (GO): vesicle-mediated transport
Cellular component (GO): Mon1-Ccz1 complex; intracellular membrane-bounded organelle
Source: RefSeq, a predicted model, not a curated record